GGUGAUUGACGGCGCCGAUCGCACCGCCCUCGCCGCAGCCGCCGCCGCCGCCCGGUGUGGAGCCCGGCCGCUGCUCGCGGGCUGCGCUCUGCCACCGCCGUCUCCUUCACCACCGCCGCCAUGGACCUGUUCGGGGACCUGCCGGAGCCCGAGCGCUCGCCGCGUCCGGCCGCUGGGGAAGACUCUCAGAAGGGACCCCUGCUCUUCGACGACCUCCCUCCGGCCAGCAGUACUGACUCAGGACCAGGGGGACCUUUGCUUUUUGAUGAUCUCCCACCUGCUGGCAGCGGUGAUUCAGGUGCUCCGGCCACUCCGGUCUCCCUGUUGGGAAAGAACCAAGGGAAGGGGGCUAAAAGGAAACCCUAUGAAGAGGAGAAGAAUGGCAGUGAAGAAGAGCUUGUGGAAAAGAAAGUUUGUAAAGCCUCUUCGGCAAUCCUGGGCCUGAAAGGCUAUGUGGCUGAGCGGAAGGGUGAGCGGGAGGAGAUGCAGGAUGCUCACGUCAUCCUAAAUGACAUCACGGACGAGUGCCGGCCCCCCGCCUCCCUCAUCGCGCGCGUGUCCUACUUUGCUGUGUUUGAUGGACAUGGAGGGAUUCGAGCCUCAAAAUUUGCGGCACAGAAUCUGCAUCAGAACUUGAUCCGGAAAUUUCCAAAAGGGGAUGUGGUCAGUGUGGAGAAGACCGUGAAGAGGUGCUUGCUGGACACAUUCAAGCAUACCGACGAGGAGUUUCUCAGACAGGCGUCUAGCCAGAAGCCUGCCUGGAAGGACGGGUCCACUGCCACGUGUGUCCUGGCCGUUGACAACACUCUCUAUAUCGCCAACCUCGGAGACAGUCGGGCGCUCCUGUGCCGCUACAAUGAGGAGAGUCAGAAGCAUGCAGCCCUGAGCCUCAGCAAAGAGCACAACCCCACCCAGUAUGAGGAGCGCAUGCGGAUCCAGAAGGCCGGGGGCAAUGUCAGGGAUGGGCGUGUCCUAGGAGUGCUGGAGGUGUCCCGCUCCAUCGGGGACGGGCAGUACAAGCGCUGUGGGGUUACCUCUGUGCCCGACAUCAGACGUUGCCAGCUGACCCCUAAUGACAGGUUCAUUUUGCUGGCCUGUGACGGCCUCUUCAAGGUCUUCACCCCAGAAGAAGCUGUGAAUUUCAUCUUAUCCUGCCUCGAGGAUGAGAAGAUCCAGACGCGGGAAGGGAAGCCCGCCGUCGACGCCCGCUAUGAGGCGGCCUGCAACCGGCUGGCCAGCAAGGCAGUACAGCGGGGCUCGGCAGACAACGUCACGGUGAUGGUGGUGCGCAUCGGGCAGUGAGGCGCAGGCCCGCG
Molecule: messenger RNA, 1316 nt
Organism: Chrysochloris asiatica (Cape golden mole)
Lineage: Eukaryota; Metazoa; Chordata; Mammalia; Afrosoricida; Chrysochloridae
Gene: ILKAP
Product: integrin-linked kinase-associated serine/threonine phosphatase
Exons: 12
Coding region: 121-1302 (393 amino acids)
Biological process (GO): protein dephosphorylation
Molecular function (GO): protein serine/threonine phosphatase activity; cation binding
Source: RefSeq, a predicted model, not a curated record